AUGUCUGGACUGGCAUCGCAACCUACUGAGGAUAUCGAUCAAGCUAGGAUAUUUGUUAAUCAUGCAAAAGGAAUUCAAGCCAAAAUCUCCGAGGUGCGAUCUCGUAUUGCUCCGUUGAUUGAAAAUGUUAAAAAUGGCAAAACUCAAACCACUCAUGGAGUCAGUCUUCUUGAAGUUCGUGUUCAUAGUCUUUUGAGUUACAUUACGAAUCUAAGCUACUUGUCACUUUUGAAAUUAAAUGGUCGCUCUAUUCAAAAUCAUCCGGUUGUUGAUCGUUUGAUAGAACUUCGUACUGUUUUGGAAAAAACAAAGCCACUAGAGCAGAAACUAGCAUAUCAGAUAGAUAAGCUUGUAAAGGCGGCGGCUAUGGACGAGGAUGGUGAAAAAAUGGCAUAUGAUCUUGGUGACGAUGAUGCAAUGAUCAAAAAUCCUCUUAGUUUCAAGCCUAAUCCAUCCGCAUUACUUGGUGCAUCUGAUAAAACUGAUGCUCAAAGUAAACAAUCCAAGGAUGAAUUGGGUGGUGUAUAUAGACCACCACGAGUUGCUCCUAUGCGAUAUGACGAUAGUUCACAUGCUCAGCAUGGGCGUUUGUCACAGCAGUUCAAGGACAAGGCAUCUAGAUCACGACUGCUUGGUGAUCUUCAAACAGAGUUUGAUGACAGACCAGAAGAGGUGGACGCUGAAGGUACUGGAUAUGGUGCACGAGGUGCAACUAUCACCAAGGAAGACGAAAAGUUGCGCGAGCGAGAAGAAUUUGAAGAAGAAAACUUUAUUCGUUUGAAUCUCAGCAAAAAAGACAAACGUAUUGAGCGCACUAUGCAAACAAAGGGUCAUCUCAUGCGAUUUCAAAAUGAGUUUCAAGACUUGGAUGCCGACUUUCGUGAUCUUUCUGAAGUUCAUCACGCCGUGGAGGUGGAUGAUUUAGCUCGAUAUGGAGAAGGAGUAGUGGGAAAACGUAACAAGCGCACAGAAAGGUUUAUAGAGGAGCAACAAUCAAAGCGUUCUAGAUACAGCGAUACUGGCGAUAUUGAAAAAAUGACUCGUGAAAAACGAGGUGAAAUGGGCAAAGAUGCAUUUACUCAUCAAAAGCAUUUUUCCAACCGUAAAUCAAAGCUGUCUAAUAAGAAAUGA
This is a messenger RNA of Batrachochytrium dendrobatidis JAM81, 1131 nucleotides long. RefSeq lists its product as uncharacterized. The record is from RefSeq and is a predicted model, not a curated record. The transcript has 4 exons. Gene Ontology annotation, biological process: maturation of SSU-rRNA from tricistronic rRNA transcript (SSU-rRNA, 5.8S rRNA, LSU-rRNA). Lineage: Eukaryota; Fungi; Chytridiomycota; Chytridiomycetes; Rhizophydiales. Gene Ontology annotation, cellular component: small-subunit processome; nucleolus. Bases 1 to 1131 code for a protein of 376 amino acids.